AUGCGAAAGAAGCACACAGGUCCUCAAGGCUCCAGCAGCCGAGCUGCGCAAGCUGCUGGCGCCCUCGCGGCCGCUGCAGCCUCCCAGCAGCAGCAGCAGCAGCAGCAGCAGCAGCUGGCGGCGCCGCCGGCUGCUGCUGCAGACCCCCCUGAGGCUGCCUGCAAAGAGGGAAGGGCAGCAGCGGCGCUGAGGGCUGCGGGCUUUGUGGUGAGUGACUUCGGGCUGAGCAGCAGCAGCGCGAGGCGUGGCUGGCGGCAGCAGCAGCAGCAGCAGCAGAGGGAGUCUCUGAAGGCUGUAGAGCUUCAAAAUGCGUUUUUUUACUGCAACAAUCCGCAAAAAGGCAGCAGCAGCAGCUUCCCCGCGGGGGAGGCUGCUGUUGCUCUCGAUUGGACUCACUCCUGCGCGCUUUUUCGGGGGCAACCGGCAACAGCGGCGAACUUCUGGAAAAAGUUAUUGACACAGACAGAUUGA
Molecule: messenger RNA, 471 nt
Organism: Eimeria tenella
Lineage: Eukaryota; Apicomplexa; Conoidasida; Eucoccidiorida; Eimeriidae
Exons: 1
Coding region: 1-471 (156 amino acids)
Source: RefSeq, a predicted model, not a curated record